UUAUUUAUUAUUAUUAUUAUUAUUUCCAUUAGAUGGUGUUCAAUAAUAUCCUUAUUCCCAGUGGUUCCCCAGUCAUCCUAAGGAAGAGACUGUCCAUUAAUGGUAACAUUGGACACCACAUCACUCAGGACUGGACUGACAAGUGUACCCUACUACAGGAGAUGAUUGAACUGAGGGAAUAUAUUGAGGGGUCUCCUGGAACAGGUACUGGUUUGUUGAAAGGUUGUGCUAUCAAGUCUUUUGAUUAUGAUAGUCUGUUAGUUCAAUAUGGAGAACACAGUAUAUGUUUCCAGGCUCAGGGUAAAGGAGUGUCAGUGGUGUGUCACCAGUCUUCUCCUCACUAUCAUUUAUCAGCUGCUCUUCAAACCUACCUUCACAAGACCAGAUCACUACCUCUACUCAUACAGGGUUUGUGUAUGACUAAAGUGUCUCUAACUAAAUUCAUUGCUGGUUUUAGAAGCAACAAUGGAUACCAAAUCAUUGGUAUUAAUCCGUCAUAUCUUAAACUAUCAAGAGGAAAUGUGUAUCCUUUUAUUAAUUAUUUAUUAUUAAUAAAAUUACAACACAAUGGAAAGUUUCUAUAAUACAACAUGAGUACAUGUA
Molecule: messenger RNA, 603 nt
Organism: Amphimedon queenslandica
Lineage: Eukaryota; Metazoa; Porifera; Demospongiae; Haplosclerida; Niphatidae
Exons: 5
Coding region: 33-584 (183 amino acids)
Source: RefSeq, a predicted model, not a curated record